Molecule: messenger RNA, 939 nt
Organism: Pyricularia pennisetigena
Lineage: Eukaryota; Fungi; Ascomycota; Sordariomycetes; Magnaporthales; Pyriculariaceae
Exons: 2
Coding region: 1-939 (312 amino acids)
Source: RefSeq, a predicted model, not a curated record
AUGGUGGAAGAGUGCGAACGUCAGCAAACAAAGCAGGUACAAGAAAGUCUAUCUGCCCCUGUAAACAGAGACCCUGGCGGGACAGAGAUGGCCAGCAACAUCACGCAAGAUCCUGCCGCUGUCUCAACUGACGUGCCCAACCAGCGAGUGGAGUCAGAGAGGCAUACCAACUGCCAGGACGAGGAAGUCCCUCUCCCAACAACUACAUGGGUGCCGGGAGGGAAUCAGCAAAAGCCCAGGAAAAAGAAUAACAAGGGGAAGCAGGUGAUCAAGUCCAGCUGUGGUCCUUCGCAGCCAGUACCAAAGAGCGGUAGGGAGGGCAGAAAGUCGUCAGCCGGGAACAGCGCAAGUUCAACGGGGGCGGUAUAUCCAAUAUCCAGUGACAGUUUAGGGCCGGGUACCCUGACACCCGAUUCAGAGUCGCCAUCAGCCUCCCGAGCCGACUUGUCAGCCACGUCUCACCAACGAGCCGUUCCUCUGCCAUCCCCUUCUCAGCCGGCUCCUGUCGAUUUCACUAUGGGCCGAUACGGUCCCGAUCGCCGUAACUUUGGUUCACAGGCCAUGACUUCGCCAGAAUCUGUGCGGUCUGGCUUGUCGUCGUCCGUAGAGUCCCGUCUUCACCACGGAGAUUACGUCGGGUCCGAUCACUCUUGCAGUGACACCUGCACUGCCGGCUCAGACUGCUCGUCCUCGCACAUGGGAUCUCAGCAUUCUACUUCGCAAGCCCCAGGACAGCUCACCCAGCCGUGGCAGCUGUUUCACCCAAUUCCCCCUUGGUUGCAGCCUUCACGUUUCAUGUCGCGCUCUGUGCCGCUUGAUGUGAGCAUGCAGAUUCGCCUACCGUCGCCGGCGGUUUCGGAGGCGCAUUCGAGUAGAGGAGCCCUAUCCGAGACAAAUAUUGAGGACUUGGAGCCGGUCAGGGGUGGUUAUGGCGCAUGA